Pocillopora damicornis (cauliflower coral) is the source of this 3529-nucleotide messenger RNA. Its product is annotated as transcription elongation factor, mitochondrial. Gene Ontology annotation, molecular function: DNA polymerase processivity factor activity; nucleic acid binding. Gene Ontology annotation, biological process: mitochondrial transcription; transcription elongation by mitochondrial RNA polymerase. NCBI's taxonomy places the organism in Eukaryota, Metazoa, Cnidaria, Anthozoa, Scleractinia, Pocilloporidae. Gene Ontology annotation, cellular component: mitochondrial nucleoid. The record is from RefSeq and is a predicted model, not a curated record.
GGUGUUAUAUGUUAAAGGGUUAAAGUUGGUGCCAUAACAUCCCCAAUCGUCCAGCCCAAUGUACCAUUUUUCACUACGAGAGAGGUCUGGGGCGAGAUUACAUUAGCAACCAAGCCAAACAUGGCGGACGAACUCGUGGUAAAGUGAAGCAUGAUUGUUGACGGUGAUGCCUCUUAAUGUCUGGGAAUGAAUCUUCUUCGAUCAGUAGAGAAUGUUGUGAAUAUGAAUCGAUUAGCCUCCUGCUUUGUUACUUAUUCCGCUGUUUGUCGCCGGUGUAAAGUUAGCUGUCCCAUCUCGCGUGCGUUCUCAAUAUCGUUCCGAAGCAGUGCCUCUACGACUUCUGUUACAAAUGCAGCAGAAAAGAAGGAAAAGAAUGAUCCGCAGUCUAUUCUCAAAACUAAAACGAUAGGCACUAUCGAGGUGGAUCUACCCGAAGCCAGAAAGCAGGUAAUUUUGAAGGAGUUAAAUAGUAGAAGUUUAGAAGAGCUCUCAAACACCAAAGGCAUAGGAAAAGUUAAAGCAGUUUCCAUUUUAGACUACCGUGACAACUUUGGACCAUUUCAAAGUGUAGAGGAUCUUUUUCAAAUAAAAGGUUUUGGUUCUGCAUUCUUUAAAAAUCUUCAAGAGGCUGGUGGAUUAGCAGCUGUUAAGAGAAAGACUUCUAAAGGACUGGAGACCAUCUGGGAGCAGUUAGCACAGAAUAAAAAAGAUGUGAUAUCAGAAAUUGUGUCAAUAGAUAUUGGAUUUCAGAAUGCUGCUUGGGUCCGUAUGGACAAAGAUAAGAAGGUAUUGGGUUGGUCCCGAGCUGAAAUUAUAAAACCCAAGCCUUACAACCCGGCUGUCUUCCGACCUUUGGUUCAACAGUUUGUUAACAGAGUACCUAAAACAGACAUCUAUGUGGUGGAGAUGCAAAGCCAUCGGAUCGGGAAACAAACCGCCGCCCUUCUCCCUUUUGCGGUGCACCUUCGCGUGUUUGAAGCCAUGUUGACCUGUUUGUUGCCUGGAUUAGUAAUACCCUUUGACCCGUUGUACACCUCGAAACAUUUUUGUCUUCCUGUGGGUAGAACCAAGAAGAGAGCAGCUGUGAAUUUGGUGGAGAGCUUGUUUCAGGACAGAAAAAAUGAAGAACCGUUCGAGUCUCAAUGUGAGCAGUUUCUUAAAGAACAACAAGGGAUGGAGGGCAGUGAGGAUUUUGUCGAAUCGUUCAUCGAUGAUCAGAUGAGUGGAUUUCCUGGAAAUAGUAACAAACCUCUGCUACAGGUAUCGCCACAAUUUGUGAACUAUUUCAAAUCGUGUGACAAGAAGGACGAUUUGAGCGACUGUCUGCUACAAGCGUUGGCUUUUUAUGACCUGGUGGUAGAAAAUAGGAAACAGUCUCGGAUGUGAUACUGCGAUAUCCUCGUCGUAAAAUUUGAUUUUUUUUUCCCUCAGCUUGUCUCGCUUCUUCUUUUACUCUCAGUAGCGACCAAUAUACAAGUGAAUUAUUUCAAAGGGUGCAGUGAGUCUUCAUAUCUGGAAAACGGGUUGAACACUAAUUGAAUACGGUGAAUUAUGCCACAGUACUCGUUGCAGCGUUGCAGGCGGAAAUAAUUAUACUCGGACGCUUUCAAACGAGAGAGAAAGAAUUGCUUUUCUCUUGGGUAAUGCGCACUGCAUAAACAUUUGCGCAACUUGAUUAAAAUUGAAGGUUUUAAAUAUUCGAUGGAGUGGUGUAUUGAGUCUGAAUUAAACUCGAGUAUGUAUCUCAUGGAAUCAAAAUUGUGAACAGUGACAAUAUUUGAGCUUCUUUCUAGAUGUACUGUGCCUUUUUAGGUGAAAAAAACUACCAGCGGCUUGCAGAGGACUUUUUUUUUCUUACACAUGCAGUGACAUCUAAGGCCAGUAACUAACGGCUUGAUGAAAUCACCUGCACUUAGCUAAAUUACAGGGCCCAGUUGUAUAAAGGGCGCCGGGACGAUGCUAUCCAACGGAUAAAUCACUAUCCGGCGUAUAACUAAUAGCAAAACGUUUAGCGUUGUCCACCGGAUAGAGUUUUUUGAAGUGGAUAGCAUUAUCCAACCUUCGAACAACCGGGGCCAGAUUAUUACAGUGGCUAAAAGCUUUUUGAACUGUAUUGAAUUAAAUUGCAGGCCAUAGUUUUGGCAUAAAAUAUCACACCACCUACACUUUAUUGUUAACACAAUUUCGCGUUGACUUUAAUAAGGGGACGAAAAAGGGAAAGACAGCCUUUUAUUUCGGUAGUCAUUUCUAAACAAUUAAUUUAAAAACGGUUGAACAGUUGUCCAAGAUAUUUAAGCUUUAUCACUCAAGAACGAAAGUUUAUCUUUAAAUUGGCACUCUUGAUCCCCGCGGUAUCAACAAACACUUUCCAUUCAACUAGUUUAUUCUUGUAUUUUUCAUGUGUCCUUCUUCUGUUGAAAAACCGCAGAACCCACAAUUCCUUUAUUUGCUCUGACGAAGGGGUAACGCUCGAAACAUCAGCUAGAGAAUCUUUUACCAAACGAUCGUGUGAUGUUUGCCACUGACGUAGCACCUGUUAAACGAUAAAAAUAGAAAUAUAUCUAAUCUAAAAACAUUGUAAGAGUUUCCUCUAUUGGUGCUGGAAAAUGAAUGGAAAUAACAUAUUUGCAUAAGCCAUUCAGUAAACAUUGUAAUAGGCCAGUUGCUCAUUUCUUAUUCCUUUUGGCGGUCUCACCUUACAGGUAGAGUUUGGUCACCUUUUCCUUAUCGUGAUCGUGAAAUUGACAUGGAGACAGAUGUUUUUGUGUGAACGGCGUUUGCGGCUAAAUAUCGGUAUAUUUUCAUUAUGAUGCUAAAAAAAUAACUCAUUACUAAGAAAAUGACUCUACCCUAUAAAAAUUGAUCCCGUAUAGGAAUUUCUUGGAAAUAACCCUCCUUUAUACUUUUAUCCAUUAAAUACUCGUUUUCAGGCUAAAUCCAUGUCGCAUUCCCGAUCAAGAAAAUAGUUUUCAGUUUUUAAUUUAGCACGUUCGACACCUCUUUUUCUUAGAGGUGACUUAAAGUACUUUUCAUCUUCCGCACUGAAUUUGUAAUUAGAUAACUCAUACGACGAGUACGUAGCUCUUUUAGGGGCGGUACCUCGGGUACGCCCUUUCUUCUCCGAAUUUUAUGUUUAUUCUGCUGUUAUGCAACAGCCUUCAAGGACUAUUUUCUUUUAGGAUACCUUUUCAAGUAUGAUUUUAAUUCUGUUACUAAGUUUAUUAUAAUUUUUAUAUUGUCAAUCUUGUUUUUGUUUUGCCCAAACUUGACCGUAAGACCAAGAAAUUUAAGUUAGAAAUACAUUUUGUAAAGCGUAUACAUCGCGAAGGUAUCUACUUAGUAUGCAAACUCCGUUCUGCGUAGCCCAACGUGAUUCGCUAUUCAGAUGUAAAAACAUGACGAGGGUUAGAGAUUGACAGCUCAGUAAGUGUCACCUUUAUAAGCGGUGACCCACACUUUCCUCGAGAGAUCAGAGCUAGUCCCCGUUGUAAUGCCUUGAGUAGUAAGAGAGAAUAAAGAAAUAGACAAC